Molecule: messenger RNA, 2680 nt
Organism: Hemicordylus capensis (graceful crag lizard)
Lineage: Eukaryota; Metazoa; Chordata; Lepidosauria; Squamata; Cordylidae
Exons: 1
Coding region: 1305-2588 (427 amino acids)
Biological process (GO): DNA integration
Molecular function (GO): RNA-DNA hybrid ribonuclease activity; RNA stem-loop binding
Source: RefSeq, a predicted model, not a curated record
AGUACCAGAGACAGUGUGGGCCAAGGAGGGAGUGCCAGGCAAAGCAAAAUAUGCCCAACCAGUGACAAUUCGAUUGAAACCAAACACCCAGCCUGUUGCAAUACCACAGUAUCCCUUAAGGAAGGGAGGUGCAGAGGGAUUAAAACCAAUUGUUGAUGCCUUCAUAGCCAAUGGAAUCUUAGUUCCCAGCCAAAGCGCAUGGAAUUCCCCGAUCAUUGCAAUUCCAAAACCAGACAGUAGAUGGCGCCUGGUACAAGACCUACGAGCAGUAAGUGCCUGUGUGGAACCCCUACACACAAUUUUGCCAAAUCCACACACUAUAAUGACAGCUGUGCCACCACAAAUGACUACUUUUACUGUUCUGGACUUGAAGGAUGCUUUUUUUUUUGCAUAUCUUUAGCGCCAGAAUCACAACCAAUAUUUGCACUAGAAAUGCACGACCCGAAAACGCAUGUAAAAGUCGGGCUCCAAUGGUCUCGUCUGCCACAAGGGUUAAAUUCGGCGCCUCAUUUGUUUAGCGAUGCGUUGAGGGAGGAAUUGGGCAGGUAGACACCCCCAGAAGGCGAGGAAGGCAAGGAUUUUGUGUUGCUGCAGUUUCUAGACGAUUUGUUCCUAGCCACAACCUCAAAGGAGCUCAAUUUGAUCCUUACCACUUCACUUUUGCUCCUUCUAGCAGAUGCAGGCUUCCAUCCAUCAAAACCUAAAGCACAAGUGGCCUUACCCCAAGUUAAAUAUAUGGGGCUUUUACUCAGCCAAGGACAGAAGUCUCUUUUGCCAGAGCGAAAAGAGGCCAUUUGCAGAAUAGCCCCACCCUCCCAUCGCCGUCAAUUGCGUUCAUUCAUUGGAAUGGCUAAUUUUUGCCACCAAUGGAUUCAUGGGUUUGCAGCUUUAGCCCAACCUCUGUAUGAUGCACUUUCUAGAGGAGAAAAUGACAGCUUUACAUGGACAGCAGACUGCCAAUCUGCUUUCAUGGAGAUAAAGGCAGCUCUUGCAAGAGCUCCAGCACUUGGACUGCCAGACUACAACAAAGUUUUCUACUUAUUUGCUUCUGAGAGUCAGGGAACAGCAUCUGGGAUACUUACACAAACCCUGGGCAAAGAUCAUCACCCAACUGCAUAUUUUUCUUCCAAACUAGAUGGUGUGGCCCAAGGUUGGCCUCCUUGCUUGAGGGCCCUGGCCGCAGCAGCUGUCAUUUUGGAAGAAGCUCUGAAAUUCACUCUAGUUCCAAGACUAAACUGUAUGUUCCACACUCAGUUCUUACAUUGCUGGAGAACAGAGCAAACCAAUGGCUGACACCUGCACGCAUGGCUAAGUACCAAGCCAUUUUUAUCGAAUCUCCAGAACUUUCCAUUCAUCACUGCACUGCAUUAAAUCCAGCAACCCUUUUACCACAAAACAUGUCAGAACCAGACCCUCCCUUGCAUGAUUGUCAGCAAUUUCUGGACUAUCAUUGCUCAGCCAGACCAGACCUGACUGAUGUUCCACUAUCAGAUGCAGAUCUUACAUUUUAUACAGAUGGGAGCAGUUUUAUGGACAAUGGGGUCAGGAGGGCUGGCUACGCUGUUGUUCCCAUACAUGCUACAGUGGAAGCUAACUCAUUACCCCCUGGGACCUCAGCUCAGUUGGCAGAACUGAUCGCCUUGACUAGAGCUUUGCUGUUAGCCCAGGACCAGAAAGUCAAUAUCUUCACUGAUUCAAAGUAUUCCUUCUCGGUAGUACAUGCACACGCCGCCAUCUGGCGGGAGAGAGGGUUCAUUACCGCUGAUGGGUCACCAAUAAAGCAUGGUGGCCAGAUUUUGGAACUUCUAGAUGCUAUACUUUUGCCAAGCAAAGUUGCAGUUAUGCAUUGCCCAGGGCAUCAGAGAAGGGACACUGAGAUUGCCCAAGGCAAUGCCAGAGCAGAUCACGCAGCCAAAACAGCAGCUCUGCUGCCACCCCCACCCACAGUAUCUAUGUUACCACUUAUUCCAGCUUUCCCUUUGCUUCAACCUCAGGAUCACCCUUUCCCAAUGACAGGAGAGGACGUGUCUACUUUAAAUGACCUUUUGCAAAACACUGAAUGGACUCAGACUGAGAAUGGAGCUGUCCAUACUUCAGGCCAACAGUUUUUUUCAUAUGGCACCACCAUGGCCUUAGUUAAGCAAGCCCAUCUUACUACACACUUGGGAAGGGACAGACUAUAUGAGCUUUUAGUCACAUAUUUUUACCACCCUCAAUUGAGAGCAAUGGUAACCACCACUGUCAAUGCAUGUGUGGUUUGUAUUAAGAACAAUCCAGCUCCACCAAGGAGAGCAAGACCACGCGGUCUGCUCAGGACAGGAACAGCCCCAGGUGACUCUUGGCAAUUAGACUUCACUGACAUGCCUAGAGCUGGAAUGUAUAAACACUUACUAUUGUUUAUUGACAAUUUCACUGGGUGGUCAGAAGGAUUAGCUUGUAAGACAAACAAGACAAAGGAAGUCACCAAGAGGCUUCUACAAGACAUUAUACCUAGAUUUUCACUGCCUAGACAUUUAGAUUCGGAUCAAGGGCCACAUUUUACCUCUACAGUAAAGGGCCACAUUUUACCUCUACCCGCGGGGGCGUAGUGGGCUCUCACCAUUUGAAGCUCUGUAUGGGAGAGUGUGUUCUCUAAAUCCUCUAUCUGCUGAUGUAUCUGACUUACAUGUCAGGGGAGAAG